AUGGUAACUCGCGCCUCUAGUGUGCCCCAACUUACUAGCAGCGGUGGCAGUAGUAGUGGUAGUUAUAAGGGAUCUAGUGGUGGGCGUGGUCGUCCUACAAAUCAAAGAGGUAACCGUUCAACCGGUGGUAAAUCGGUUACACCAAAUUCUCGUAGUCGCGAUCAAAAUCAGCAUGGUCCCAUAGGACCGCGUUCACGAAGUCUUGUAAAUGGUAUGCGUCGUGUUAGUCCUCAGAAACAAUCGGUGGGCAGUUCAGGUUCCAGAAAUACUCCUGUCUUCUUACGUUCACGCGAGAAUGAAAUUGGCAGUGCUGAUACAUUGGAAAUAGUGGCUUCAAAAUCAACGGGUAGUGAGCCCUCAACACCAGAAGACAACAUUAAUGUGGUGGUCAGAGUACGACCUUUAAAUGAAAAAGAAAAACGUGAUAGACUUGGUUCUAUACUACAAUUUCCUGGAAAUGGCCAAAUAAUUAUUGAAAGUCACGAUUCGGCCAAAAGUCGUAAUCGUGAAAGUGUGCGCGUCUUUACCUAUAAUGUUGUUUUCGAACCGGGAGCUACUCAGGACGAUAUACUUGAUUACUCAGGUAUCAAGCGUAUUAUUGAAAUGGCAAUCGAGGGUUUCAGUUGUACAGCAUUUUGUUAUGGCCAAACCGGUUCUGGUAAAACCCAUACACUUACCGGACCACCCGAGUUGUUUAGUGGUAAACCAAAUCCUAAAGAUCGCCGGCAUGGUCUUAUCUUCCGCUCGUUUUUGUACCUCUUCCAAUUGCUCAAGAAUCGCAAAGAUACAACAUAUGUUUUGAAGGCAUCCUUUAUGGAAAUCUACAAUGAACGGGUUAUUGAUUUGCUUAAUCCAGGUUCGGCACGUAAACCUCUCGCAGUACGAUGGUCCAAAAAGUCGGGAGGAUUCUUUGUUGAAAAUCUUUUUACAGUGGAUUGCGAAGAACUAGAUGAUUUAUUGGCUGUAUUAGAAGAAGGCAUGCGCAAUCGAGCUGUGGGAUCACAUGCUAUGAAUGAUCAUUCCUCCAGAUCACACACUAUUCUAACAGUACACAUAAUAUCGGAACAGCAAACUGAUAAUGGUGUAUUUUUAUCUAAACAUGGAAAAAUCAAUUUUGUGGAUCUGGCCGGCAGUGAACUGACCAAAAAGACCAUGAGUGAAGGCAAAACUCUAGAGGAAGCCAAUAAUAUCAAUAAAAGUUUAAUGGUAUUAGGUUACUGCAUUGCUUCACUCAGUGAUAGUAAAAAACGCUUUGGCCACAUACCCUAUCGAGACAGUCAGUUGACCAAAUUAUUGGCUGACAGUUUGGCCGGAAAUGGUGUUACUCUCAUGAUAGCUUGCGUCUCUCCAGCCCAAUACAAUUAUGCUGAAACCUUGAAUACAUUACGUUAUGCCUCGCGUGCUAAGCGCAUACGUACCAAACCCGUCAUUAUGAUGGAUCCAAGAGAAGCCUUGAUUCUUAGCCUCAAGCGGGAUGUGCAGUCCUUGCAAAUGGAAAAUGAACAUUUAAAGGCGGCCUUGAAUUUACAUCACAACUCAAUCAAAGAAGUUGGCAUUGAGGGUGCAGAAAUUGUGGAAAUUCCAACAGAUCAUGGUGGUGUUAUACCUAAAGUAGAUUUGGAACGCUUGCCCGAAUUGGAUGGCAGUGAACUGGCAGAAUUGGUGAAAUUGUAUAUGCAAGAAAAUGAAGCGUUGAGACAGGAAAACAAUCAUCUGUUUACUGUGCGAGAGACUAUACUCAGGGAUCAGGAAAUUGUGUGUCGAGAAAACGAACGUUUGCUCAAGAAAUUGGAAGAUGUUAAUAAAGUUUGUGUUCGUUCUCCUCUAAUACCUGCCAGGCCAGCACUAUCGUCAGCUUCAGGCAGUGAAACAGCUGGAACAGAAAUUUGGACAAAUCCUCAGGAUUCCCAAACGGAUGAGGAAAAUCCUCCCAAUUUAAAAGGACGUAUUUCGGAAAAUAAUGAAAAACGUACGAAUGAAGAACAGCGACAAAUCGAUCAACACCGUAUUGCUCGUAAUAUAUUGGAAAUGGCCAAUAAUUUUCCCAAACAAGUAAUGGAGGAAAAGAAGGAAGAAAAUAAUAACCAACCGACAAAAGCUCAAACAGUACAAGAUGAUUUAAAUUCUCAUGUCAAUGGUUUAAUGCCAGACAUGUUAAUUUAAGAAUUUUAAUUAGAAGGAACCAAUAUGAAUUGUUAUCAAUAAAAAAUAGUUUCUAGUGUUGUAAGAGGUUUCAAAUUUUUAUAAAAUCACAUUUUAUAUAUUUAAGGGUUGAUACGAGUAUACAUACAUAUUUAUUAUGUAAUUAUUUUUAUGAUGCAAUGAGAAUG
Messenger RNA from Calliphora vicina (urban bluebottle blowfly), 2330 nucleotides. It is a transcript of the gene Klp54D, whose product is annotated as Kinesin-like protein at 54D. Gene Ontology annotation, cellular component: microtubule associated complex. NCBI's taxonomy places the organism in Eukaryota, Metazoa, Arthropoda, Insecta, Diptera, Calliphoridae. Gene Ontology annotation, molecular function: microtubule binding; ATP binding; microtubule motor activity. Bases 1 to 2163 code for a protein of 720 amino acids. The transcript has 10 exons. Gene Ontology annotation, biological process: microtubule-based movement; spindle elongation; mitotic spindle organization. The record is from RefSeq and is a predicted model, not a curated record.